This is a messenger RNA of Moneuplotes crassus, 1613 nucleotides long. The record is from the annotation of a GenBank genome assembly. Lineage: Eukaryota; Ciliophora; Spirotrichea; Euplotida; Euplotidae.
UUUUGAUAAUUAUUAAAAUUAUCUAUUAUGGAAAAAUCUAUGAUGGAAGGCACUCCAAAACAAAAAGUUGUUCAAGAGAAAGUCCUCAAGGAGUUUAGAGAAUCUGGCUGUGAUUCUAACUUAACCAAGUACGAAAAGGAUAAGCUAAAGCAACUCCUGAAGCUCGGAGAGAAAGGUCCAAAAAGAAAGACGAGAAAGGACAUGCCAACAAGGAAUAGUAUGAAACACUCCUACAGUAGAGCUCCAAAGUCAGCCUCACCACUUCUAUUAAACAGAGGGCACCAAGAACACAGUGAGUCUGGAGAUGAGCUCUAUCAAGAAGCAGAAGAGUAUGAAGAUGAUGAUAUUGACGACCAUGAUUCAUAUGAAAACCCAGAUAAUAUAAUCGAAAAUGAGCUUGAAAAUGAGAGUUAUGCCGAUUCUACUCCUACAGCUCCUACAUACGAUGAACAAGAUCUCAAUAACAACGGUGAGUCUCUUGAGGAUCUUGGAAAAUUCAAUCUGAGAGAACUUAUUUACAAGAUGUUCUUGAAUAUCUAUAACUCAGAGAAAGAAAAUACUGAAAGAUUAAGGAGAGAAAUCUUCCCAAAAAUCACUGAAGAGACUAAGCUCGAUGACUACAUCACUUAUGCUAUUAACAACUGUAUGGACCAUGUGAAGGAUGAACUGCAGAUUUUCAUCAAGAAGAACCUAAAGCUGCAGAGGAAAAAGCUAGAAGGCCCACAGAAAUCAAUGAUAAAAGACUCAUCAUUCAUUCCUGUAGAUGAGAAUAUCCAGAAAUAUAAUGAACUAAUCGACAAAAUAAUCGACUUUUAUGAGCUAUUCAAGUGCAGUAUCGAGCAUAUAGAAGCAGCUUGGAAGGAAAAACUUGGCCAUAUUGACAGACUCUACGAUAUCUUCGACUAUAGACACAAGAAGCUAUUCAGUGUUAACAUCUGGCAAGAUAGAGAAAUUAGAGAAGUAAUAAAGCUAUUCUUCUCUCAAAACUAUGACUAUGAGAGUUACAAGAAAAGAACAGAAGAUAUUAACACUAUUGAGCAGGAGCUUAACGAAAAUCUCCAGAGUAUCGAACAAUCUGAGGUAAAAUAAGACCAAAAAGAACAAGAAAAAUAAGAAUAAGAAUAAAAAGAAGAAGAGUAAGGACCCCCAGCCCAAGGAAAAAGAGUCAGAAAAAUUGUAUAAGAUAGAAGAUAUUGACUUACUUUGCUCCAUGAUCGAGAACUAUAAUACUGAGAAUAAAGAUAGGAACAAAAUUAAGAAAAAGAGUCCAGCUCCUAACAAGAAUACGAAGGAAAAGAAGACUGCCAAGACACAAGAUAUUCAGAAGGAGAGCGCCAAGGCUAAAGACCCUACUCCGUCACCUCCUCCUAAGAAGAAGGAAGAAGAAUUAGAUCCAGAGGAAGAAGCUGCAACUUGUAAUUCUAGCUGUGCCCCAGAUGAGUGGAAGGAGUUGGAAGAGUUUAAGAAGUCAUGCUUUGCCUCUAUGAAGAGUAAGAGAAAAUUGCUCAUCAAGCCUAACAUCCCCAAGGAGUGGAUCGACCACUUGAAGGGUAUUUUGGCAAAUCUUCAGUCGAAAUAAGCCCCUUGGCUUUGACAGAGGUUAAUUCAUGCCA